GUUUUAUGACUCGGACAAAGCUUAUUGCCCGUAAGUCGACCGGCCACAAGUCUCCGCGAUAGCAGCUGGCCACGGGCGGCGUGAAGAAGCCGCACCGCUACCGGCCGGGGCACCGUGGCCCUGCGGGAGAUUCGGCGCUACCAGAAGCCCACCGAGCUGCUGAUCCGCAAGCUUCCUUUCCAGAGGCUGGUGCGCGAGACCGCGCAGCAUUUCACGACGGACCUACCUGCGCUUCCAGAGUUCUGCCAUGAUGGCGCUGCAUGAGGCGAGCGAGGCCUAAUUUGGGGCUGUCCGAAGACACGAAUUUGCGUCAUCUACGUCAAGCGCGUGACCAUUAUGCCCAAGGACAUCCAGCUGGCCCACCGCAUCCGCGGGGAGCGGGCUUAAGGCAUACGUUUCUAAAUAGGUUUAAAGGCUCUUUUCAGAGCCACCCAAGUGUUCGUGAAGAGCAGCUAUAUACUAAGUUCACCUGGCGUUGGUCUAUCGUCCCGUUUUAGAUAGGGUAGGGAAACUAGCACAUGGCGAUGAAGUUAUGGAGUCAGGCUUGAUCGUCUUCGGCCCAUCCUGCUUAACGACUUACAAGCUGCUAGCACAAAUCUGAAUUCACAAACUGACAUUCUUAAGUCUGUGUAAUUGAUGGGAUGGGAAUCUAGGUUUUAGAGUCGAUUUUAGUUACUAGAUGAACGCCAGGUAAAAUUAUAUCCCCAAGUAGCUAUAGCAAGGUUUUGUUUUAACUUUAAAAAAGGCCAGAGGCAAGAGACCUCGUGCUGAAUCUCGAGAUGUGUUAAGAUCCCAAGGAUGGGGUGAAGUGGAAGCAAGUUAUUUUUUUUAAAUGAAGUCUUUUCCUCUAAGAAUUGGAUAAAUUAAUUUAUAACUUACAUAUUGUAUAACACAGCACAGCCCAGAAUUGGAGUUCGAAGGAAAUAACGAGCUACUUUAAAAAACGUGGGCUGAGGUACUGUUGCAGAAACCAAAUCCAAAUGAAACAUUUCUACAAACAAAAAUAUGAGAUGAGAAAAUGAAAAAGGAAGCUCGUCUUUAGCCGGCCCUUCAGCUCUCUUCCGUAUACAAGUCUGCACUUCAAAGGGAAACCCAAAUAAAAAAGACUUCAAACAGUUGAAACUUGUCACUUCACAUAAUUUUCUGGUUAAAAUAAAAUGGGACACUUUGAUUGGCUAACAAGACUUGUUCUGAUCACCACUAAAAGAAGCGAGAGCAGAAGUCAUUUGCACAGACUCCACCCCUAUAUGGCGAGACUGUUGGAAAUUAACCAAUAAACUCUCAGUCCCGUGCAAGUCUUCAUUUCCAUACCGGUUCUAUAAGUAGCGCAUAACCAACCAGUUUUGAUGUAGCUGGAAUCACUUAUUUUAUCUUGUAGUGUGUGUUUCUGCAAGAAUGCCGGAUCCAGCAAAAUCUGCUCCGGCUCCCAAGAAGGGCACUAAAAAAGCUGUUACAAAAGUGCAGAAGAAGGACGGCAAGAAGCGCAAGCGCAGCCGCAAGGAGAGCUACUCCGUCUACGUGUACAAGGUGCUGAAGCAGGUGCACCCCGACACCGGCAUCUCGUCUAAAGCCAUGGGCAUUAUGAACUCGUUCGUCAACGACAUCUUCGAGCGUAUCGCGGGCGAGGCGUCCCGCCUGGCGCAUUACAACAAGCGCUCCACCAUCACGUCCCGGGAGAUCCAGACGGCCGUGCGCCUGCUGUUGCCUGGCGAGCUGGCCAAGCAUGCUGUGUCCGAGGGCACCAAGGCGGUCACCAAGUACACCAGUUCAAAGUAAGGAUGAGCAAGGGAGUGGAGCGGAUAACCAGCUAUUUUACCUCAAAGGCUCUUUUCAG
Manis javanica (Malayan pangolin) is the source of this 1834-nucleotide messenger RNA. The record is from RefSeq and is a predicted model, not a curated record. NCBI's taxonomy places the organism in Eukaryota, Metazoa, Chordata, Mammalia, Pholidota, Manidae.